This is a messenger RNA of Boleophthalmus pectinirostris (great blue-spotted mudskipper), 1891 nucleotides long. RefSeq names its product WD repeat, SAM and U-box domain-containing protein 1-like. Gene Ontology annotation, biological process: protein ubiquitination. The transcript has 11 exons. Gene Ontology annotation, molecular function: protein binding; ubiquitin-protein transferase activity. The record is from RefSeq and is a predicted model, not a curated record. Bases 188 to 1639 code for a protein of 483 amino acids. Lineage: Eukaryota; Metazoa; Chordata; Actinopteri; Gobiiformes; Gobiidae.
UCAAACAGGAAGUAGCUGCUCACUCUGUAUGUGACCGGAACAGACCAAGACCAAGCAUGGUUUUGUGUUCUUGUUCAUUUCUCUUGCUUUAGACUUUUCAAUCUUUUCACUACUUUACACGAGCAGCAGUGCGCCACCGUGUGUCUGCCCCGCGCCCUGCUCCUCUGCUCCUCUGUACUCGUGUAAGAUGGUGUCUGUUGUGUGUACUCUGGAUCAUCACACGGACGAAGUGAGCGGCUGUGCUUUCUCCGCGUCCCUCCUGGCCACCUGCUCCGGGGACAAGACGCUCCGGGUUUACAGCGCCGCGGACUUCUCUGAGCUGCCGUACUCGCCUCUGUCCGGACACGGGUACGGGGUGCACUGCUGCUGCUUCACCUCCUGCGGCUCCUACCUGCUCAGCUGCUCCACAGAUGGCGCCAUUGCGGUGUGGAGCGCGCGCACAGGUGAGCGUCUGUGUGCGCUCGAGCACCCGGCCCGCAGCCCGCUCCGCGCAUGCGCAGUGGCUCCAGACUCGUCCCUGGUGCUCGGAGGAGCGAGUGACGGAACCGCGGCGCUCUGGGAUUUCUCCAGCAAAACACUGCGAUGGUGUCUUGCUGUGAGUGAGGCCAGUGUGGUGGCCUGCUGCUUCUCUCCGUGUUCUCAGAUGUUUGUGAUGGGGAGUACCCAGGGGUGCCUCCAGCUGUGGGGAGUGGACGGGAGCUCGCUGUGUGUCCAGAAGGAUGCUCAUGACCUGGGAGUGACCUGCUGCAGCUUUGCUCCACAGUUCACAGUUGACGGCUGCUGCGUGGAGUUUCGACUGGCCUCCUGCGGACAGGACAGCCAACUGAAAAUAUGGAUUGUCUCUCAGCGUGAAGGAACAGUGCACUCCGUGAAGCUGCUCCACACACUCACAGGCCAGUCUGCCCCGGUCCUGUCCUGUGCCUUCUCCUCGGACGGAGCUCUCGUUGUGUCUGGAUCUGUAAACAAAACUGUUGCCAUAUACGAUACGAACCUUGGGUCUCUUCUGUACUCCCUGAAACAGCACGACAGAUAUGUUACCGCUGUGGCUUUGUCUCCUACAAAACCUUUGCUGGCAACGGGCUCCAUGGACCGGACAGUCAGAGUGUGGAGGAUAGGAGAUGGGGAUGACACAGCGGCAGCUGAAUCCAAACCAACAGUGUGUGAAGACAGGAAGUUACCCGCUCACUCCAGGCUGACGCUGCUCUCUGAUUGGUCGGAGGAGGACGUGCAGGCCUGGCUGUGUGAGGAGGGGCUGGAGGAGCUGAUCGGAAUCUUCAAAUCCAACAACAUGGACGGACCUGAGCUCAGCCGUCUGAACAAGGAAACUGCAGUGGAGAUGGGCAUCGAGUCUGUAGGUCUGCGUGGUCGUCUCCUGAGAAAACUGGAGUCCCUGAAGGUAUCACAGAGCGGUUCAGAGGCUCCGGAUGAGUUCCUCUGUCCCAUCACCAGAGAGCUGAUGAGGGAUCCAGUCAUCGCCGCAGAUGGAUAUUCCUAUGAGCGGAAGUCUAUCGAGAGCUGGAUCAGAGGGACAACCAAAACCAGCCCCAUGACCAACCUGCCCCUCCAGACCACCCUGCUCACUCCCAACAGAUCGCUCAAGAUGGCCAUAGCUCGCUGGAAAUCGAGUCAGCAGCUGUAGCAACGUUUAAUGUCCUGUAUUACACAAAAUGGACUCUUGUGAGCUUUAAGCCAUGUUAUAAUGUUGUUACCUCUUCAAAAACAGACCUGGAGUUGCUUGUUUCAUUCCAACAUGUUUGAGUAACACUUUAUUAUUAAUCUGUCUACAUUUCCAAAGCUCAAAAUGCUCUGUUACACCUUGUGGUGUCAUUAGGUGGUACUUUUCAAAUUAAUAGCUACCUCCAGAGAUCAGAAAACAGUGUAGUAUAGGCCC